AUCAACAGCUGAGGCAGAUCAUAUGAUUUCUCAGUUCCUCAUCUCCGAGCACGGAGCAUGCGGUAAGGUUGCUCUCUCGAAAACAUCUGUUCAAAUCGACGUUUUGUAUUUCAGCUGAGAAAUGUCACACAAUGCAUACGACAACAACAACACAGCACCCUCAACGCCUGCUGCGGCGCCAUGGCAAAUGAAAUUCGACUAGAAACAAUAACAAAUGUAAACACAGAACUAGAAACCAAAAUAUUAAGUGAAAUACAAGAAAUGAGUAGAAGGAGCAUAUCAACAAACUUUCCUAUACACACUAAAAAAGACUUCUCUCUGCCAGUUCAGUGUCCAAGUGUAGACGAUCGUAUGUGGAACUACCAGUGAAAGUGAAUUGAGCACACAGUAAUUGUACGCUGGCAUAAAGCCUAUUCUAUUCAUUACUUAAAGACACUUCAAAUAGAACAAUUAUGAAAUCAGCUGCCAGCUUUGUGCUACUUUUGCUUUGCUUGUGCAUCUGGCUUAUCGGCGGGCCGAGACAAACGGACGCAGAACCACUUUUUGGUGGCCCCGGUGCUGCCUGGCCAAUUCUGCGCCUGGAAGAGGAGAUACCGCAGGACUCGCUCAUACCUCAUAGGCGUGUUAAACGUGUAAAGCGAGGUGCCUUCGAUCGCACAAUCGAUCCGGGAUAUGAAUAUCAAGACGCCACCGAACGCGGUAAAGAGCGCUUCCCUGUUUGGGACGAUGCGAAGGGAGAGCCGCUAGUGAAUUAAGAAAUGUGCUUAGUAGUUGUAGGAAUAGAUUUGUGUGAUUAAGAUGGUGUAAGAGUCAAAUGUAUGUAUAUGUAUACGAUAUAACAAAAUAUAACUAUAUGAUAUAUAGGUCGAAG
Messenger RNA from Bactrocera oleae (olive fruit fly), 871 nucleotides. RefSeq lists its product as uncharacterized. Lineage: Eukaryota; Metazoa; Arthropoda; Insecta; Diptera; Tephritidae. The record is from RefSeq and is a predicted model, not a curated record.